AUACGCUUGAUCGCAGACGAAAUUUGACUUACAUGUGUUGAGCAGUAAGGGUGAUUGUAUGCUGACUGUUGGUUGCGUUUCCUUGUUUUCUGUUGUACGGUAUGCUAUCUUUGCUGUAAUCAAUACGGUAUUAACUUGCACAGAGCAAAAUGGUGUUCUAUUUCACCAGUAAUAUUUCUGGUACACCUUAUACAAUUUAUAUGGGAUUGGAUAAACAUGAAAACGAAGAUCUUAUUAAAUAUGGAUGGCCAGAAGACGUCUGGUUUCACGUUGACAAAUUGUCAUCUGCUCACGUUUAUCUGCGUUUGAAGCCGAGCGAAGACCUGGAUUCGGUGCCAUAUGAGGUCAUUCAGGAUUGUGCUCAACUUGUUAAAGCUAAUAGUAUUCAAGGGAAUAAAUUGAACAAUAUUCAGAUGGUAUAUACAUUUUGGUCAAAUUUGAAAAAAACUGGUGACAUGGCGGUUGGACAAGUUGGAUUCCACAAUUCGAAAGAAGUUCGGUUAAUUAAAGUUGAAAAACGGAUAAAUGAUGUUGUAAAUAGACUAAACAAAACUAAAGUGGAAAAAUUUCCGGAUUUGAGAGAAGCAAAAGAAGAUAGGGACAGGCAAGAAAGAAAUGAAGCAAAAAAAAUAAUGAAAGAACAGCAAGAAAAAGAAAAACAGGAAAUAUUGAAAAUGAAACAAGAAAAAGCUCUUCGUUCUUAUGAUUCUUUAUUUGAUGAUGUAGAAAUGAAAACUAAUGCAAAUAAUGAUGACGAUUCUGAUGAUUUUAUGUAACAUUGGCCUCAAUCAAGUCUUCGACAUAUUGCUUUGUUCCACAAAAGUUUUUAAAAACUAUGUACAAACAAGUCUAUGUGAUUUGAGAAUUGAGAUUAGUGAUGGAUGGGUACAUUAUUGCUUCAAAGUACUUAUAUGUAUUUCCUGUCCCUUAUCACACUAAUACUUUGACAAAUGUGUUUGUUCAUGGAUGGUUUUCGGGAAAAGUUAUUGCUGGUCAAAAAUUGAUUUUUGGCUGUUUUGGAAGUUUUCAACCAUUUUUUUCCCUAUUGGAUUUAGGUGAGCUUGUUCUCAAUGGAUACCGCACAUAUUUGCGGUUGAUGGGCUGCCAUUAACAAUAAGAGAAUUUCAUGUCCAUAUAUUUACCAAUUGUUUUCUUAUAUUUUUGUUAUUUAUUUUACGGAAAAAUAUUCUUUAGUAUGUUUACUUAAAUUGCUGUUAUGCACAUACUAUUGAAGAGGGUGAAAUUUUUCUCAAUUCUUUAAUUCAGGGGUGUACAACCUUUAAUACAGGAGAGCCAGAUACAAAUAACCUGGGUGAAACCUCGCGCCGCUCUUUUAUUUUACAUAGGAUUUCUAGCAGUUGCAGGCACAAAAAUUUUUGGAAAUGAUCUUAUGACGUGCGUUGUUCACUUCGCACAAGCUAGCUGUUAGGACAUCCGUAGAUAAUAAAUUUGACUCUGUUAUGAGCUUAACAACGCAAAUAGAUUGGAAUUAUGCACAUACCAGAUUAAACUAAAUUAAAAACUCAUUUCGUGGGCCGCACACCAUUCAAAAUUGGCACAUUUCCGCGGUCGCACAACUUUUUCUUGUGGGCGCAGGUUUCACACCACUGCUCUAAUCCACUCUGCUCAUUUCUAGUUUUAUUGAAAUAGCCCACUCUCUCAUUUUAUCUCAUAUUCCAUCCAAACCUAGAAAAUGUUCAAUGGGCCAUUUAUGUGUAUUUUUAAUAUGUUGCAGUAUUUUUCCAGA
Styela clava is the source of this 1747-nucleotide messenger RNA. RefSeq names its product coiled-coil domain-containing protein 25-like. The record is from RefSeq and is a predicted model, not a curated record. Lineage: Eukaryota; Metazoa; Chordata; Ascidiacea; Stolidobranchia; Styelidae.